This is a messenger RNA of Trichomycterus rosablanca, 952 nucleotides long. RefSeq names its product isochorismatase domain containing 2 (gene isoc2). Bases 151 to 744 code for a protein of 197 amino acids. NCBI's taxonomy places the organism in Eukaryota, Metazoa, Chordata, Actinopteri, Siluriformes, Trichomycteridae. The record is from RefSeq and is a predicted model, not a curated record. The transcript is spliced from 6 exons. Gene Ontology annotation, cellular component: cytoplasm.
GAAACAACAGUGUUUGUGCUUGAAGCCGAUCUUGUGCUAAAGUAAUAACGUGAAUUUAGUUCAGUUCUCUGUUUUAGGCUCCUGGACUCCAAAAACCCAGGACCUGUUCUUAAAUUACAGCCAACUGUCCAGUACACAGAGUAUUUAAAUAUGGCACAUAUAGGUCGACUAUCAUCCAAAAGCACAGUGCUGAUGCUGUGCGACAUGCAGGAAAAGUUUCGACCAACCAUUUUCCAGUUUACCAACAUUGUGAGCAAUGCAGCAAGACUCCUACAGGCUAGUCGAGUUUUAGGCAUCCCCCCGAUCCUGACUGAGCAGUACCCUAAAGGUUUGGGUCCAACAGUUCCUGAGCUGGGAGCCAGUGACCUAAAGGCCCACACUAAAACACGCUUCUCCAUGCUGACUGAGAGUGUGGAGAAUGAGCUCAAAAGUCUGGGGAACCCAAAGCAGGCCAUACUGUGUGGAAUUGAGACCCAAGCCUGCAUUGCUUGUACAACAUAUGAUCUUUUGGACAGAGGUAUGGAGGUACAUAUAGUUGCAGAUGCUGUCUCAUCUCGCAGCCAAACAGACCGGUUAUUUGCUCUCUCACGUUUAAAGCAAAGUGGAGCUUUUCUGACCACCACAGAGGGUGUUCUGCUGCAGCUUGUGCAGGAUGCCAAGCACCCCAGCUUUAAGGAGAUUCAGAAGCUACUGGCUCAUCCUUCCCCAGAUACGGGUCUCAUUGCCUUCUUCAGUUCUCUCUAGAAGAAACCGCAGCAUACAAUUAGGCUUAGUUCAUUCUUGCACCAAUCAGGAAUCUUCAGAAGCUUCUAUGUAUAAACAGCUUUGCUCAGAUUUGUUUAAAAUGCUGAUUUUACUAAUUUAAAAUAUUGAUUUCUUUCAGAUCCAAUCUGAAAAAAAUUGUACAUGCAUGUAAUAAUACUGUAAUAAAUGAACAUGGUGUGUAAAGACA